AUGUCGAAGCACCAUCCCGAUUUGAUUAUGUGCAGGCGCCAGCCUGGUAUUGCUAUUGGACGUCUAUGCGAGAAGUGCGACGGAAAGUGCCCAGUAUGUGAUUCGUACGUCCGCCCAGAGACGCUCGUGCGCAUUUGCGACGAAUGCAACUUCGGCACGUACGGUGGGAGAUGUAUCAUCUGUGGGUCUCCUGGUAUCUCCGACGCAUACUACUGUGCAGAGUGUACACGGCUUGAGAAAGACAGGGACGGAUGUCCAAAGAUCGUUAACCUUGGCGCUAGUCGGACGGAUUUGUUCUACGAGAGGCGGAGACUUGGGUUUACAAAAGCCUAACACUGGCUUUUCUGUGGCACUGAAAUUUCUUCGGGCCACAGCGUCUUUUUCUGCUUGCUCCUAUGUGACCUCGUUAUCUGAAUUCGCAGUAGGAGGUCGACGAGAGAGUGUUUAAUAGAUAAAACGCAGAAGUGUGGUUGCCAAUUUAGAAAUACUUCCACCUCUUUCUAUAUUUUACUUCUCAUCCCUACUGUUUAACCUUGAUGCAUUGCUAUCAGCAACGAAAUAUGCCACUGCACGUGCACAUACUAACAAUCAUUACAGAACAUCGGUAUGUCAGCAGAUAGCACGCAUAUAC
This is a messenger RNA of Fomitiporia mediterranea MF3/22, 631 nucleotides long. RefSeq names its product PHF5-like protein. The record is from RefSeq and is a predicted model, not a curated record. NCBI's taxonomy places the organism in Eukaryota, Fungi, Basidiomycota, Agaricomycetes, Hymenochaetales, Hymenochaetaceae. Gene Ontology annotation, biological process: mRNA splicing, via spliceosome. The transcript has 6 exons. Gene Ontology annotation, cellular component: catalytic step 2 spliceosome; U2 snRNP; precatalytic spliceosome. The coding region runs from base 1 to 333 and encodes 110 amino acids.